GGAGCAGCCUCCCGCAACGCUCCCGCUCCAUCCCCGCCGCCGCCAGCAUCCCCGCCCCGGGCACCGCGCAGCCUCGGGGAUGCGCGUUUUCCCACGGUCCCCGCCGCCGCCCGCGCCGCAGCGAUGAGUGCCGCCCCGCCUCGCCCGGCGCUGCGCCCCCGCCGGGAAACGCGCGCAAGUGGGAUUUUUGGGAAUCUUCACUUCUCCGAAAGAUACGGCCAUGUGCUGCACUGGGAUUGACCAGCCAAAGAGGAAGAGUGAGCAGAUCACCAAGCAGCUUUUAAAACGAAGCAGGAAACCUUCUCUUUUAGGGAUCUACGGGUGCCUGAUUUUUCUGCGUGUACUGAUGAACCUGUGGCCUAUGAUCAACCUUUUCAAUGACAGCCAAUAUCACCAAAAAGCCUAGGGAGGAAGCUGCAAUUGCGGACUGUAAAAUGGAUUUAGGAUUCAAAGAUUGUAGCAACAAGACACCUACCAAGAACACCUCUGCUACUACAAAGAACUUUUCAGCCUGGGAAGAUUAUAGAAGUAGUAUUGACGACAUACAGUACUUUCUUAUUGGGCUGUACACACUUAUAAGUCUGGCUGGAUUUGUAGGAAAUAUGCUUAUACUAACAGCUCUACUAAAGCGCAAGCCGAAGACAAUAAUAAACAUUCUUAUUGGUAACUUGGCCUUUUCUGACAUCUUAGUUGUGCUGUUUUGUUCACCUUUCACACUGACAUCCAUCUUGCUUGACCAAUGGAUGUUUGGCACAAUCAUGUGUCAUGUAAUUCCCUUCCUCCAGUGUGCAUCAGUUCUGGUUUCAACUUUAAUGUUAAUAUGUAUUGCUGCAGUCAGGUACCGCAUGGUAAAAUAUCCGCUUUCUAGCAAUUUAACAGCAAAACAAGGCUAUUUCUUAAUACUGACCAUUUGGGCUCUUGGCUUUGCCAUUUGCUCCCCUCUGCCAGUUUUCCACAGAACUGUGGACCUCGGCAAAACUCUGGAUUUAGGGGCACUGGAGAACAAGCUCUUGUGUAUUGAGGCAUGGCCUUCCGACUCCUACAGAAUUGCCUUUACAAUAGCCUUGUUGUUCAUGCAGUAUAUUUUGCCACUGAUGUGUUUAACUGUUAGUCAUACCAGCGUCUGCAGGAGCAUAGGUUCCAGACUGUCAAACAAGGAAAACAAGUUUGAAGAAAAGGAGAUGAUAAAUCUAACGCUUCAUCCCUCUAAGAGUACCAGCACACAGGUGCAACCCUCCAACCAUUCCAGAUGGAGCUAUGCCUUUGGCAGAAAGCACCACAGAAGGUACAGUAGAAAGACUUCAAGUGUGGUGCCAGCAAUUUCAAGGCGUCAUCAGGAUACUCAUUCCAGAGACCUCCCAGAAACCUCUGGCACAGAAAAAAGCCAGCUCACUUCCUCCAGUAAAUUAAUCCCUGCGAUACCUAUCUGUUUUGAGGUGAAACCAGAAGAAAACAUAGAGAUCCAGGACAUGAUUACAGUAUCCCGAUCCAUCAUCAGAAUUAAGACAAGAUCUAGAAGAGUUUUUUGCAGACUGACAGUGCUAAUCCUAGUUUUUGGUUUCAGCUGGAUGCCUCUUCACCUUUUCCACAUUGUGACAGAUUUUAAUGCCACUCUCAUUUCUAACAGACAUUUUAAAUUAGUAUAUUGCAUAUGCCAUUUACUGGGUAUGAUGUCCUGCUGCUUGAAUCCCUUUCUCUAUGGAUUCCUUAACAACAGCAUAAAAGCUGAUUUAAUGUCCCUUAUUCCAUGCUGCCAAAUACCGUGAUUUUAUGUACCUCAAGAUAAAAUAAAACAAACAAGUUUGUCUUUCAAGUCUACUGACGUGUAUAGUUGUAAAAGCUAAAUUAGUUUAGUUUAGUUAUUCUGACUUGGUUGUGAUUAGUAUUUUGCAUGAAUGGAUAGUUCUGUGGCUGCAUGUUUCUUGCACUGGGCAGAAAAAUAUACGUAUAACUAUAAUAUUCUUCUAUCUAAUACAGAUAGGAAAUAAUGCCUAGUGUACAAAACCAAAAUACUAUUAUUUUAAAAACGUAUUUACCUGAAAUAUUAGUAAUCUGUACUUUGGAAUUAAACAGAAUAUAUCACAAGUAAUAAAUAAAUACUUAGACAUAUCAGUAUUAACUGUCAUAAAACUAUAAUAAAAUACAUGACAUUUACUAAAUAACCGUUGUUGAGACUAUUUCAGUGCCAACUUGGACUGUUCUCUGAGAUAAUUAAACAUCUGUUUCUGCAUGCGAUUAGAAGAAUAUUUUUCCUGAGCUCUUUGACUCAUACUUCAUAAUGUCUUUGCAAAAUGCUUUGCUGCUGCUUUCCACAUUGCUUUAUUCCCCGGAACAGGUUUCUGGGUAGUUGUUCUUGUCUAGAUUGAUUCCAUCUCACUGUGUUUACUCAGUACAACCUAUCUAUCAUUUCUUUAGACAGUUUUUACUCUGACUUGUUGUAUUGUGUAACCUUCAGCCAGGCCUGAACUUAUCUAUAGUUAUGCCUUUGUUCUUACAAAGAUGACUCCCUUGAACAUAAAACAUGCUUCUAAUGAGAGUAAGCCUUCAUUACCUAAGUGAGACUGGAAAGAGAAAGAAGAUGGAAAGACAGCAGGACUUUUUCUGUACUAAAAAAAAGCAAAAGCCUGCUGUACUUCAUUAUAG
This is a messenger RNA of Cuculus canorus (common cuckoo), 2643 nucleotides long. It is a transcript of the gene NPY5R, whose product is annotated as neuropeptide Y receptor Y5. Gene Ontology annotation, cellular component: neuron projection; plasma membrane. Gene Ontology annotation, molecular function: neuropeptide binding; neuropeptide Y receptor activity. The coding region runs from base 378 to 1766 and encodes 462 amino acids. Gene Ontology annotation, biological process: G protein-coupled receptor signaling pathway. NCBI's taxonomy places the organism in Eukaryota, Metazoa, Chordata, Aves, Cuculiformes, Cuculidae. The record is from RefSeq and is a predicted model, not a curated record. The transcript has 4 exons.